Molecule: messenger RNA, 2082 nt
Organism: Aureococcus anophagefferens
Lineage: Eukaryota; Pelagophyceae; Pelagomonadales; Pelagomonadaceae
Exons: 9
Coding region: 1-2082 (693 amino acids)
Source: RefSeq, a predicted model, not a curated record
AUGUGGAUCAAGCAACUGACCAAACGUGCGCAGGAGCUGGAAAUUGCUACCUUCGAUGGCGAACGAUCGAUCGUCGUUGUUACGGACUUUGCGAACCGCAACAAACUGCACGGGAUCGCACAAACCACCAGCGAGAUCAGCCCUGCCGUUGGAUGCGCGGUCGCCAUCGUGCUUUACAACCCAGGCGAGCAAGUGGACGGGCAAGAAAGGCCCGUUCAGACGGACGUCUGGCGCAUCUUUAGCGGGGCCAAGGACUGUGCGCAUUACAACGCUCUCCUAAUAGAAGAGAUUUUCGUGCACUACAGCGGCCAGGAACCACACAAGGAAUCAAAAUUGCAAAUGCCAGAAGGAGGAUGGGGAGAGCUUCGACAUGAUCGGCUGAGUCCGCCCACUAUGAGCGCAAUCGGGCGUGCAUAUUCCCGAGGCGCAGUGCCCGGCCUUAAAAAAAUUACGGUGAUUUCAGACGGAAAAACAUCGACGUAUAAGGGCGCACCUUCCUUUGGGUAUCUCUAUGGAAUUACAGAAAAAUACGACGUCGAGAUCAUGCAGAUGUUUGGCGCAGCGCACCACAUGAGCGGCCCGGUUGACGCAUACGGUACGUGGUCAUGCAACGGUUGUUACAUAUAUGGGGGCUACAACGACGGCGCAGCGAAACACUCUGACACGGACGUACCAGGCUGGGCAACUGUAGACGAACUUAAUGGAGGCAUCGAAUAUGCUGCUCCGACUGCGCAUUCAACCCAGCUGUAUUGCGUUAGGAUCAAAGCCCCGUGGACGCCAGAGCCGAAAGAACAUCCCCUGGCGCACGUGGACUCCGAGCCGGAUUCUGAUGAUUUGUUGUUUUGCACGGGCAAAAAUGGCAAAAAGAAGAUGUGCCUCCCAUGCAGAAAUCGCGAAAAUCAGGGCACCAUACUAUCCGGCGAGCCAGUAGCCCCGCUCGAGUGUGAUUAUCAGCACUGUUGUGGCACUCCGCGGUACGCGCAAGUGCUAGGCCACAGAGCUACCACGCAAGCACAGAAAAACAAGGAGCAAAUCAGGAAGACACAACACACACGCGAAAAAAUAGCAGCAAAGAAACGUCAUCGUCCCCUAAUACCAUUGUUGGGAUCAGAGUCCCUGCAGCACCUGGUGCACCUUCAAGAUAUAUCCUCCUAUUCUGCGCUUGUCGGAAAGCACCGCCAACAUUAUUUUCAGCGUUUUGCAUUGAAACUACAGAUUCGUGGUAAGACUCCCUCGGCUUUCACCAAAAUCACUCGAUAUUGCAAACAGAGCUCGGGUGCAAUAUUCCAUAGCGCACAUCUAACCAGAAACAGCAUAAGAAGUGACAGUACUCUUUGGCAUAUCAAGAAGCGACAGUACUCGUUUAGGGUAGUAGUAAGUCGACUUGUAAUCGAUGGGAGGCGACAAACAGUAAGAUUCGUCUGUAAGCAGCGAGAGAUUCAGGAAACAUACAAGUGGGUGCUAGUGGUAAGUCAUACUAGGCCUAUAUGUAGGUGCAUUACUCACCAAUGGAGCCAGCGGGACCGCUUCAACAGGGUUUUUGUUUGGAACCUCGUCCAACUUGCAUGGAUGGUGAAUUUCAUCCACCUUGUAACCGGUGGAGUUGACGACUUCUCGUGCACCAGUCGAGGGGGUCUUUCUCUUCAUAUCACGAGAACAUUUGAAGAGAGACACGCAGAGAACUACAACGCAGGCAGCAAAUGGUCCACAGAAGUGGUCGAAAAAACAGACGGCGACCUCGUUGGCUUUGGCAAGGGCGCAUUCGUGGGUGAAAACGUUAAAGUAGGUUUCAUGGUGAGUGUUGGAGUUCGUGUUGGAAUCUCAGUUGGACAGCGACAAUUAGAGCAGUCGCAGCUUAGAGUGUCUUCAAAAUCAGAACAGGACGAAUCUUUUUCCCUCCUUCAAACGAAAACAAGUAGCAUCCAUCUUCCAUACAGACGGAAUCUUUUUUAUAGUAACCGUCUUGAAGGGUUUCAGAAUAUUCAAAUGAUCCCGACCCGUCGCCAGCAGAGUCGAAAAGAUCUAAACGGUAGUCUGAACACUGUUGACUUCGUGCAAAAUGAAACAGUAAUAGAUGGCUAA